Messenger RNA from Salvelinus fontinalis (brook trout), 4220 nucleotides. RefSeq names its product guanylate cyclase 1 soluble subunit alpha 1 (gene gucy1a1). Gene Ontology annotation, cellular component: guanylate cyclase complex, soluble. The coding region runs from base 1321 to 3486 and encodes 721 amino acids. NCBI's taxonomy places the organism in Eukaryota, Metazoa, Chordata, Actinopteri, Salmoniformes, Salmonidae. Gene Ontology annotation, molecular function: guanylate cyclase activity; heme binding. The record is from RefSeq and is a predicted model, not a curated record. Gene Ontology annotation, biological process: cGMP biosynthetic process; response to oxygen levels. The transcript has 8 exons.
CUUAAUUUGAUUACUGUCUGUCUACUGUUUUCAAUACAGUUCUCCUUGAAUCACAAGUAGCCUACAUCAUUGGAUAACUGUCAUUGCUGAAUGUGUACAUUUUAGAACCGAAAUCUUAUGUGGCAAUUUACUGAUAAGGCUAUCCCCUGUAGGCUUCUAGAUGUAGUGAUAUUUGUUGGGUACAACAGAUUCCCUGUUGAUACAAGUUAGUGAGGGUAAUAUAAUAACAAAAUAAAUAUUAUUUUUGUGAGAUAUAAAUAUAGGCCUAUAGGCUACUUCAAAUUGUGUUCAACUCUUGCAAUGUAAUUGUAUGUUAUUGUUCUAUAAAAUCAAGUCUGCCAACGUGACCACACAAUACAUAUUUAGGCCUACCAGCAAAAAGCAAUUCAUUACAGUAGCCUAUGUAUUAUUCCAGGUACAAUAUUAUAAGCACAUUAAAUGAGAAUUAGAAUUAAGUAAACCAUGGCUGGGCAGUAUUAGUGAAGUUGGUUAUUACACUUUGGCAGUAAUGGGAAUUCUUAUGCAACAUGCAUCUGUCAUGUCUAGCCUACUAUACGCAGUUUUGGGAUGGAUGUUUAGCCUACUAUGUUAAAAAUGUGGUAAAAUGAAUAGUAUAUAGGACUACCAUCAUUUGUAAAAUGGAUUUACAAAUAUGUGCUGGAAGAACAAAACGUUAAUCGUAUCCCAACCCGAUUUUCCCCUUGACAUCAACAUGGAAUUUCGUCGUGUAGGCCUAGAAUAUGCGAUUAAACGCACGCCUGUAAAAACAAAAAACAUAACACCACCGGUCAUGAUAAAUACCUUUACUAAAAUAAUUAAAAGAAUGAAUUAAAAGCCUGUAUUUUGGGGUGUCACAACAAAAAUACCAAUGACUGUUAGUCAUUCGUGCGUAACGGUACUGCGCACAAAUCAUCAUCCAACUCUUUAACCGUCCACUGCACGCGCGGAGUAGUCUACAAGGCAUUUCAUACUGAUAUAUUUCUUUAAGAGCCCAACCUACUCGCGCAUCGAUUGGCCAGGUCGACUCUCCUGUCGGUUUUCAUUGGUUUGUGAUAAUGGUAUUUCACUCAUCUUUUGCCCAUGUAAUUUACUAUUAAUAUUGUGUGUGGUUGCUGGCAUAGGUGCGGAUCAUUUAUAACAUACGAAAGGGAGAAAGACAGGUGUCCACAAGAGAGGAUGCGCAUAAAAUAAUACAUUUUUUUCUCCUCGCUACCUUGCGAAUGCCAUGAUGUGGGAAUGGAGUUUCCAGCUGAGACCGGAGUUGCGUGUCCAAAAUGUAGACAUUUGCAUGUAAUCAAGAGAUGAGGAUAAGCACUAAGAAUGUUUUGCGCAAAAUUGAAAGACCUGAAAAUCUCUGGAGAAUGCCCGUUCUCCGGUAUCGGUCGUAUGGACGAACCCGGAGACUUUGAGGAAUGUACAAGUGACCAUACCGGGGAUGUACUUGCAAUUUCCAAGGAUGUGUAUGGAAAUGUAUCGGAGGUGCUACCUCAAAGGAAGACAAGCAAGCCUAGAGUCAAUCUUCAUUCAUUAGGGGAGAGCAUCCGCAAAUUGGCAUGUCCCGAGUUUCAAAGACUGCAUACUGCCUUUCUGCAAAUGAUGAAACAGCAUACGUUAGACAAGAAAUGCCCUUCCGUGUGUUACGCAGACAUCUGUCAAGAUAGGAGCUUUGAUCGACCAGAGAAUUUAAUGGAGAUCAUGAAGAAUUAUUCUCUAAAAACAGGUAUUCACAUGGACGCUUUGAAAGUCUCCCUUGGUGAGGAGCUGUUCCAAACAUGCUUCGAUGAGGAUGGCCAUAUUCUGCGGGUAGUGGGGGGAGCCCUCAGCGACUUCCUGAACAGCUUCAAUGUCCUGUUGAAACAGAGCUGCAGCCCAAACCCGCUAGCACCAGCCGCUCUGCAAGCCGAACCAGACAGGAGAACAGAUUAUGUAAACAAUGAAGAAGCGUCGGUGCUGUGCCUGGACAAGGAUCUGGGUCUGCUCACCGUCUACUACUUCAACCCCAGGCAGACCACGGAGCUCUUCUUCCCUGGGGUCAUCAAGGCGGCCGCCCGCCUGCUCUACGACACCACUGUGGAGGUGUUGAUGGACAUGGAGAUGGACCUUCAAGGAGGCACCAAGGAAAGCGUAGGCCCCUUGCAGUUUCAGGCUGGGCCCCGGCAGCCCAGCCUGCUCUACUCGGUGGUGGUGAAGAACGCCAAGAGCCUGAGCCCCAGUCCCAUGAGGGCCACGUCAGUUGGGACCAUGCCCACCUCGCUCUUCUCCUCCACCUUCCCCUUCCACCUCUUUCUGGAUCAGGACCUGGGCCUGUUGCAAAUCGGGGAUGGCCUCCGGAAGAGACUUAGCCGGAAGGACGGCCUGAGGCGGCCCACUGCCUUCCUGGAGCACUUUGCCAUCGUCACGCCCCAGAUCAGGUGCACCUUCCAAGGCAUCUUGACUAUGCUGAACACACAGUUCAUCAUACGGAUAAAGCACCAAGGUGGCUCCAUGGCCGAUGACACAGGGAGGCUCAUGGACCUGAAAGGCCAGAUGAUCUACAUCUCAGAGUCCAAUGUCAUCCUCUUCCUGGGCUCCCCGUGCGUAGACAAGCUGGAGGAGCUGACUGGCCGGGGCCUCUACCUGUCUGACAUCCCCAUUCACAACGCCCUGCGCGACGUCGUCCUGGUGGGCGAGCAGGCCAAGGCUCAGGACGGCUUGAAGAAGCGCCUAGGCAAGGCCAAGGCGGCCCUGGAGCACGCUCACCUUGCCCUGGAGGAAGAGAAAAAGAGGACGGUGGAUCUGCUUUUCACCAUUUUCCCGGGGACGGUGGCCCAGGAACUUUGGCAAGGCCACACGGUGGAUGCCAGGGAGUUUGAGAAUGUCACCAUGCUGUUCUCUGACAUCGUGGGCUUCACGGCCGUGUGCUCACGCUGCACACCUAUGCAGGUGGUCACCAUGCUCAAUGAGCUGUACACACGCUUUGACCACCACUGCGGGGAGCUGGAUGUAUACAAGGUGGAGACUAUCGGUGAUGCGUACUGUGUGGCCGGUGGCUUGCACAAGGAGAGCGAGACUCAUGCAGUGCAGAUUGCCCUCAUGGCGCUGAAGAUGAUGGAGCUGUCCGAUGAGGUCAGGACGCCCACUGGUGAGCCAAUCAAGAUGAGAAUUGGCCUACACACUGGCUCAGUUCUGGCCGGUGUUGUUGGCGUGAUGAUGCCGCGCUAUUGUCUGUUUGGCAACAACGUCACAUUGGCAAAUAAGUUUGAGUCCUGUAGCGUACCUAGAAGAAUCAACGUUAGCCCCACAACCCACAGAUUGCUGAAAGAUUGUCCAGAGUUCGUCUUCAUUCCCCGGACCAGACAGGAUCUUCCGCCAAACUUCCCGCCGGAUAUUCCUGGUGUUUGUUACUUCUUGGAGGCUUUUGAUCAAUGGUCGGGCAAAAUCACAAGUGACUGUGAGACCGAUGAACCAUGCUACAGCAAUACAAACUUCAUGGCUGAGCAAACAUAGAUGGUAUGAUGAGACACAGCCAAACCUGGGCUCAAUUAAUAUUUUAAACCUUUGAGCGUUUGAUUGAGCCUGCCUGGAGCACCAAAUGGGCAGUUUGCACUUUUAGCAAUAUUCCAUUGGAUUCAUUGCGCAAUGCAAGCUCAAUCGAGCAGAGCUAUAUAUUUGUACCCAGGUCUAAAUACAGCUAGCACCCGUUGCUGUAGAUUUCUUUAGGUGAUGUAGAAAUGUUGAUUAUUCUCCUACAAAAUCGCUAGAUGUACAUUUUGUAUGCUUUCACUGAUUUAUUCACCUCACCAGAUUCACAUACUUUCGUACACUGUAAUUACACUACAACUGCCUAUGUAACUACCAUGUCAAUACAUAGGUAUUAAUCACACAUUGGGACUUAAAGGGAUAGUCACCCAAAGUACAUAUCGGUUUUCUUACCCUGUAUGCAGUCUGUGAACAAGGUAAGAAAGCAAUCCAUAUUUUAAUUUGAAUUAACUGCUCUCCAAAUGCAAGUCAAUGUCCCUGCAUUUUUCGCCUCUCACCUUGUCCUUAGACUGCAUACCGGCUAAGUGCCAAGCAUAUGCAAUUUUGUAAUUUGGUUAAACUAUCCCUUUAAAGAGAAUUACACAAUAACUAAUGUCACGGCAUGGCUAGAACACAAUGAAUGUGCUUCCAUUACAAUUAGCAUUUAUUACUGUGAUUAUUUUUGUAUUGUCCAAGCGACAAUAAAUAUUGUGAUUAACAGG